UUAGAGCAACGCGGGCGGGCGGGGAUGGCGGCAGCAGCGGCGCCAAGGAGGGACACGCGGGGGCUCGGAGAGGAGAACCUGCCGGAGAGAAAAGUUUAUAUGGACUACAAUGCAACCACUCCCCUGGAGCCAGAGGUUAUCCAGGCUGUGACGGAGGCCAUGUGGGAAGCCUGGGGAAAUCCCAGCAGUUCUUACCCAGCAGGUAGAAAGGCCAAGGAGAUUAUAAAUGCUGCUCGGGAAAGUCUUGCGAAGAUGAUAGGUGGAAAGCCAUCAGACAUAAUCUUCACUUCUGGCGGCACAGAGUCAAAUAAUUUAGUGAUCCACUCUGUGGUGCAGCAUUUCCACAAAAACCAGGCCGCAAAAGAGGACGGGGUGCAGCCCCUGGGCGACGAGGCCCAGCCCCACUUCAUCACCUGCACCGUGGAGCAUGACUCCAUCCGCCUGCCCCUGGAACACCUGCAGGCCAAGGGCACAGCCGCUGUCACCUUUGUCCCGGUGUCUAAGGUGAGCGGACAGGCAGAAGUGGACGAUGUCCUCGCGGCUGUCCGGCCCACCACCUGCCUUGUGACCAUCAUGCUGGCCAACAACGAGACUGGCGUUAUCAUGCGUGUCCCUGAAAUCAGCCAGCGUGUCAAAGCCCUGAACUCAAGGCGGGCGGCCUCGGGGCUGCCCCGCAUCCUGGUGCACACAGAUGCUGCACAGGCAUUGGGAAAGAGGCGCGUGGACGUGGAGGACCUGGACGUGGACUUCCUUACCAUUGUGGGACACAAGUUCUAUGGCCCCAGGAUUGGAGCACUUUACGUACGAGGCCUUGGUGAGCAGACCGCUCUACACCCUAUGCUGUUCGGAGGUGGGCAAGAACGGAAUUUCAGGCCAGGGACCGAGAACACCCCAAUGAUCGCCGGCCUCGGGAAGGCCGCGGAGCUGGUGAGCGAGAACUGCGAGGCUUACGAGGCCCACAUGAGAGAGGUCCGAGAUUACCUGGAGGAGAGGCUGCAGGCCGAAUUUGGUAAGAAGAGAAUCCAUCUGAACAGCCAGUUUCCAGGGUCGGAGAGACUUGCCAACACCUGUAAUGUUUCCAUCCGGGGACCCCAGCUUCAAGGCCGCCUGGUACUCGCCCAGUGCAGGACACUGCUGGCCAGUGUGGGUGCCGCAUGCCACUCGGACCUUGGGGACCGGCCGUCCCCGGUGCUGCUCAGCUGCGGCAUCCCUUUUGAAGUGGCCAGGAACGCCCUCCGGCUCAGCGUGGGGCGCGGCACCACCAAGGCAGAGGUGGACCUCGUGGUGGAGGACCUGAAGCAGGCCGUGGCCCUGCUGGAGGGCUCCGCCUAGGGCAGAGGGAGCCCCUCCCACUGUGAGCACAGGACCUCAGUGUUCUGCUCCUAGGAGCCGGGAGCCAGGGCUGUGGAUACCUCCCUUCCCCUUGGGCAGCACGUGCACACGCACCCACAUCUGUCCCCCAGCGGAGCACACGGCACACACCCACAUUUCUCCCCCAGGGCGGCACGCAGGCAUGCACCCACCUCCUCCCUUCCCCAGGCGUCUCUCCCCCAAGGCUGGCUGGGACGACAGUUUUCCUGACUUCUCCAGGUCCUCGUUUUAUCCUGGUGUGUGAGGUCUGGUGACUCAGAAGCACGUGUGCUCUGGGCUUCCUCUCCCGAGGGACAGUUCCAGAGGAGCUACCAGGCACACAAACCCCAGUGGUCCUCAUAGGCCAGGACAGGGGAGCCCCUUGGGACAGUCACUCAUAGGCCCAGGAUACACACACCCACACAGGACAGUCAUUCAUAGGCCCAGGAUACACACGCCCACAUAGGAUGGUCACUUAUAGACCUAGGGACACACACGCCCCAUAAGAUGGUCACUCAGGCCCAGGACACACACACCCACAUAGGACAGUCACUCAUAGACCCAGGGACACACAUGCCCCAUAGGACAGUCACUCAGAGGCCCAGGACACACAUGGCCAUAUAGGACGGUCACUUAUAGGCCCAGGACAAGAGUGCCCCACAGGAGAGUCACUCAGGCCCAGGACACACACGUGCACAUAGGACGGUCACCCAGGCCCAGGACACACACGCCCGCAUAGGGCUGUCCCUUGUCUCUGCUGCUGAAUGCACAGGUGGAAGUGGACACGCCUGGGCACCUUCCUGAGAGGUGGCGCUUUUAUCCAAAUGAUGAGACCCAAGUAUUUAUUAUCCAUUGUCAGGCCAUCGCUAUCGUGAAAACAGGAGACUCAGUUUUUGCCUCGCUCUGAUCCUGGAGCUCGGCUUCAUGGGGCCUCCCAUCUGCACCUUUGCCCAGCAGCGUCCGCCUGGGUGGCUCAGAGGCUCGGAGGCCUGCCCCGUCAGUCCCCCAUGCUGCCCCCUCUGACCUCUCAGGGCUCCAGUCGGACGUGGCAGAGUAUGGGUGGCAGCUGCGCUCGGUGGUUCUGCUCAUUCUCAAGGUGGGAAGUCAGCUCAUCCAGCUUUCAUUUUAAUCUCAUUUCACAAAAGGAUUCUCCUGUCUUUACAAAGCACCUUGUGGCAUUCUCAUAUCACGUGCCAUCCGUGCUGCGGAGACAUUUACGUAGGGUUCAUUUUUAAUAGAAUAACCUUUUUAACGUGAAGUCUUAAAGUGUAAGCAAACAGCUGUCGGAAAUUAAAUAUAUUAAUAAAAUCCUUUAUUAAUACAUGUUAAUAAAAUAUGCCAUGUUUGCAGUUUUCUGGGUGGGUGCAGACACCCUGGCCUGGCGCUUUUCUCAUGGUGGGGAGUGCUUAUCCCUGGCACAGGUACAGACGGCCGGGGGGAGUGGGAGCGUUGUGCCAUAACUCCAUCCUAUCAUGGCGUGGUUAUGCUCUCUGGAGCCCCUGGGAAGCAGGCCUGGUCUGCGGGCUCCGCUAAGAGUAUGGGUAUCCUGCCCCACUGAAGGACAGUCUGGGAAAGAUGCCUGAGGGUGGCACUAAAACCUGAAGGGGGACCUUUUCUCUGCAGCCCGUAGGAACUGGACCACUGUGGUCGGAGGGAGG
Loxodonta africana (African savanna elephant) is the source of this 3008-nucleotide messenger RNA. RefSeq names its product selenocysteine lyase (gene SCLY). NCBI's taxonomy places the organism in Eukaryota, Metazoa, Chordata, Mammalia, Proboscidea, Elephantidae. The coding region runs from base 25 to 1332 and encodes 435 amino acids. The transcript is spliced from 12 exons. The record is from RefSeq and is a predicted model, not a curated record.